AUGGAUACCCUAAUCGCAUUAUUGGCGAUCUUGGCUACGGCGUUUGCCGUUCAAGCACCUUUCCCCCAUGGAAAAAUUGUGACUUACAAAUACCAUGCUGACGUGAAAGCUGGAAUCAUCGACCCGGCUCCAUUCGCAUCCGACUUUAAUAUCGAAUGCCUCCUUCAGGUGCACCACGAUGUUACCAAUCCAAACUCAAAGAAUACCUUUUACGUUACUUUGAGUGAUAUGAAACAUGGGUUGUACAAUGGGCCGAUGAAACAUUACGAGUCUGUAAGCCAUAUGUUACCGAUCGACGCUGCUAAAGCGCUGUUGAAUCCUUUCCUCGUUAUCUAUGAGGAAAAUGGGCACCUUGAAGGCGUGAAAUUCGCUGAAGAUGAGCCAGGAUGGUCGAAGAACGUGAAGAAGGGUAUCGUCUCUAUGCUUCAAUUGGACUUGGAUCAGAUGCGUGUUCAAAGCCCAAUAAAAGCACAUAGUUUUAUAUCUCAGGAGGUUACCAUUCAUGGCAAUUGCGAAGUGGCAUAUAACGUACAGCCAAUGAACGAAAUGCAAGCAACAUCUGGCAAAGAGCUCAUAGUUACAAAGUUCUACGAAUCCAUGAACUGUUCUCACUUCAAAUACCACGAGUUUAAUCAUGUUGAAUGCCACGAAUGUCAAAUACAUGAAAGGAACGACAUGAGCACUUCCAGCAGACGCGUUUUCGUAAUAGAUAAUCACGAUAAUGAAAUCCUUAUUAAAAAACUGAUUGGACAUGCAGUGAUUAACUACUUCCCAUGGCUGGCUGCAUCAGAAGCUCAUUAUCUUUUGACCAACCAAACUUUGUUCCUCGAAAAGGUCGUUCCCGUAUCUGACAUUCAAUUAAUGGGCUCCAAACACUUAAUUGUUUCGCCUAUCGAGAAGGUCAUCUACGAUGAACCUAAAACUCCAUACGUUCCUGAAGCUGAUAUAGACGUAACUGGUCACCGGCACGUUGUUAAACUCGAUGAACUUGUGGUUAAAGCAAAGAAAAUGUUGGACGAGGUUGCUGGUUACCUGAAGGAAAAUAACGUCGAUAAGAAACAAAUAGAUUGGAAGCACGACCAAACGAUCAACAGAAUUUUACACAUUAUGAAGUACAUGAACGUUGCAUCUUUGAACAAAUUGUUUAGCGAAAUUGAGGAUAUCAAAGAUGACAAAGUGGAAGCAGUGAGAAAUAUUUUCCUCACAAUAGUGCCACAUGUAGGAACUCCUGCUGCGUGCCUUUUCACGCGAAAUGUAGUCCGUGCAAAGAGUGUACCGAAUUGGGUUGCCGUCACGAUGCUUGCCAAUCUUCCGAUGCACGUAAAAGUUCCAUCGAAGGAACUGCUUUUACAGAUGGAAGAACUCCUUAACUUAGGCGAAUUCGUUUCUCCGAGCGUAAGGGAAGCUGGCAUAUUCUGCUUUGCCACAUUGAUUCAUAAGACCUUCAAGAAAGAACAAACCGAAGUUGUCGAUCCUCUUAUGGAGAGAUACUUGAAGCAUUUCAUGGAUCAUGUUAGGAAUGAGCCGAUGUUUCACAUGAAGAUGGUAUACAUGAUGGCUAUGAAGAACGUUCGAUCGAAACAUGUUUUGAAACAUCUGGAGCCUAUCAUCAAAGGUGAAGAGGUUGUUUCCGAAAAGCCACACAACAUUCGAGUGCAAGCUAUUUGGAUCCUGAAAAACAUAAACGUGCAUAGAAAUUAUAUAAACGAUAUACUCUGGCCAGUUCUUAGUGACGUUAGCCUUCCCUCGGCAGUGAGAAUCGCUGCUUUUAAUAUACUGAUGCACCAAGUUAAUCAAGAGCCUAAUCUAGGGCGUAUUAUGAACAUAUACUGGUUAAUGGUUUACGAAAAAGACGAACAUCUGUAUAAUUAUUAUGUGGAUACCGUUAAAGGACUUGCCAACUCGGUAGACCCUUGCCUGAUGAAAAUUCGAGAAAUGGCUAAGAAAAUAUUGAAGUUUAUUCGCAUAAGGAACCUGAAUCAACCACUUUCAAGCAAAAUCCACGUUGACUAUGUAGAUAAAAAGUACGGAUUCGCUGAGAGCGUGAUGGCUUCCUUAGUUCUCGACAAUUUAACUGGUUUACCGUACGUUGGUUCAGUGGAACACGUCGAAACUGUUGCUCAUAAACCUGUGACCACAUUGGGAGUUCACUGGAACAUAGAUGGAAUGAGCAAAAUCUUAAAGCAUAUCAAUCAUAAUGUGCUGCACAAAGUCGUAGAGGUAAUUAAAAAUGACAAUGUGAAGAAUGUAUUGAAUCGAGCAUUCAAAGAUAUACCGGCAAUUAAAGAUAUAAACGUUAACGUGAUUCUAACAAUGAACGACAAUGUUGUUUUCAUACUUCACUCUGACGAGAGUAAUUCGUUGAAACUUCUUGAUAAAUUGAAGGAAUGGAACAAGCUCAUUACCGAGUACCUAAAUGUUAUUAACUGGCAAACUGUGCUGUACCAUAGUCAUUUCGAAAUGCACAUGGUCACCGAUCUUGGUGUACCAGCCGUUUUGGCUUCCAAAGUACCAUCUUUGAGCUCUCUCAGAGGAAGCGUUGAAUAUUCCGAGAAUAAAAAUCAUUUAAUCUUGAAAUCAAAAGUCAAAUAUCAACAAUGGAUGCACGGUGAAUACGUGAUGUCGAUUUACAAUCCUGUCGUUGAUUCCUGGCACUCUAUUCGUAAAACGUCGUCUGUAGACGUUACUUUACCUUGUGAUAUAGCCAUCGGUUACAAUCAGGACACGAAGAGUUUUAAAGUUUCAUUGGCAAGAUUGCCUGUUUCGGAAUUCUCGGUCGUUGGAAUAUCCUUUCACGGAAAGAACUAUGUCACCCUUACAGGAGAUCAGCACGAUCUAUUGAAGAAAUUGUGUUCCACUUGCCGUCAUCACGAAGUUAUCACCACUGGUGCUAGUUUGAAAACUUACGAGAGCAACUUUGACUCGAAGGACACCGGCACUCGAUUUUCGAUGAUACUUCAUUGUGACAACGAUACCAUUCCUAUCUCCCCUGUUAAUCACUGGGUUGAAGUGUACUCAGACAAAUAUAAAAACACCAUUGGCUGUUCAUGGAUGAAACCUGUUAUGGCAGUUCAUCAUAACAUAAUGAACAAUAUAAUUGCGAAACAAGAAGGAAGUUGCGUAAUUGUGUAUAAAAGUGAACCAAGUAUCGCUUAUCCUACAUCGAUGAUCGACUUAACCGGAAAAGUUAGUUUUCAAGAUUUGGAUCACAAUCAUGAAAAAAUGGUUUUGAUUAGUAGCAAGAGAAUCGAUAUUCGGGGAAAUAUGAACGUCAAAGCAGCCUCCACUGAUGAAUCUGUAAGACAGUGGGAUAUGAAUGUUAACAUUAUAUUUUCUCAGGGACACUUCAACAACAGUAUGAAAGUUAUGAUCACUCGUAUUGCGCCAGAAGAGAAAAACCUGAAGAUAUGUAUCGAGGCACAAAAAGAAUAUCCGAUGAUUGGCUGGAAAGUAGGUGCGUGGAAAGUUAAUGAAGAAAAGGAAAUUAAUUCAAAAGUGACGAUCACCAUGGGGCAAACGAAAGAUGAUAAGUGUGUACGCGAUGACAUGGACGUCACAGUAGUCGUGAAAGGUGAAAUGUCAGAAGACCAAAAAGAUCAUAUCGUCCAUGACAGCAUGCAUAGUGUGUGCUCUAAACAAAGUCAGAAUUCUUUGCUUUACUCCAAGGGGUCAACUGUUCCUAAGACUAGAGAAUGUAUUGAAGAAGCGUUGCGUCAUUCGACCUUGAGAAAGUACACCGUAAAUAUGACGCUAAGGAAGGUACCUCUAUAUUUGACAUCGAUCGUAAAUAUGGCACAAGAUAUUUUACGUGCUGCUUACUUCUCGCAUAUGAAAUAUACCUGGAAUCAUGUGGAGCCCGGAAACGCGAAGAUUGUCUUAGAAUUCCCAUAUUCGACAUCUCUCCUAAACGUAGCCCUCGCUACACCGACGUACAGUUACGAAUUGGCCCAUUUACCAUUUGGUGAUCCACUUUGGAAUCCAUGGAUGGAUAACGCACAAUUCUCUUUCUUAAUGUUACAUAAUUACGUUAAAGGCGGACUCAGGUUCUGCACAAUUCGUCCUCGAGUUCUUGUUAAUCUGGAUAAUGGUAUCAUUCCGUACAUCGUACGAGACAAAUGGACUCUGCUGUCUGGUGAUCAUAUAGACCAAAUGUAUAGUAUCUUCGUGAAAUCAGUGCAAAACAAUGUAUUGGCUCUGAAGGUUUAUGUAGGUGAACAUGAAUUGGAAAUCAUGCCUGUCGAUGGAGGCAUGACAGUCACCAUAGAUAAUGAAGUUAUAGACAAAACGAAUAUAGAAAAAGGUGUUAUGAUACCUAAGAACUCUGACUCCUACGUUAUUAGGUUGACCAAAGGUUAUGAGAUUGUGACGAUUGAAUCUCAAUUACUACCGUUCCAAAUUUACUAUCUACCAGACAGCGUGACAAUUUUUAUGGGUACCUCACUUCAAGGUCAAGUAACUGGCAUGUGCGGUCAUAUGGAUAACACGCACGAAGUCAAAAUUUCACAGAUAUACAGUGUAUCGCAUCUUUAAAGAGAUCAAAUGAAAUCAUUUAAUCACAUUUCCCAUUUUAUGAAACGUAUUCAGUGGAAAUUAUAUAAAGCAGUAGGUGUACAUUGUCCAACAAGAGAACUUAAUAUAAAAUGAUCAUGUAGAUACAAAAAGUAGACGAAUAAAGAUUUAUACCGGGCAA
Messenger RNA from Bombus pyrosoma, 4690 nucleotides. RefSeq names its product vitellogenin-6-like (gene Vhdl). Gene Ontology annotation, biological process: lipid transport. NCBI's taxonomy places the organism in Eukaryota, Metazoa, Arthropoda, Insecta, Hymenoptera, Apidae. The record is from RefSeq and is a predicted model, not a curated record. Bases 1 to 4530 code for a protein of 1509 amino acids. Gene Ontology annotation, molecular function: lipid carrier activity. The transcript has 16 exons.